Molecule: messenger RNA, 1257 nt
Organism: Macrosteles quadrilineatus (aster leafhopper)
Lineage: Eukaryota; Metazoa; Arthropoda; Insecta; Hemiptera; Cicadellidae
Exons: 3
Coding region: 1-1257 (418 amino acids)
Source: RefSeq, a predicted model, not a curated record
AUGGGGUGCGCUAGCAGUACGCCACUGACGGCGACCCAAGGACCGUCCCCCGAGGCACCCCCGUACGACCUGCGGGGCGGAGACCCGAGCUCGCUGGCGGGGGAUGACAGCGUCGCGGGGAAGGUACGGCAGACCGUGACGGGGAUGGCCGACGCGCUGCCCGUUCAGGAAAUGCUCGACGGAGUUACACAUGCUAAAGAUGAGGCGUUCCACAAGCUGCAAGAUUUUGGGGAGUCAGUUAAGGAUAAGGUGGAGUCGGUAGUGGAAGAUGUAGAAGACACAAUAGGCUCGGCUCUCGGAACAGUGAAAGAGAAGAAGGCGGAAGCAAUGAACGGUGCUCAGGAAGCAAUGAGCGAGGCGCAGGAAGAAAUGACCAAAGCAGCUGAAGAAGUGGAGGCGGCAGCAGAAGAGAAAGUAGAUGAAGCUAAGGAUGCUGUGGAUACAAUGGUAGAGGACUUGGAAGAGAGUUUACCUUUGCCAGAGGAAAAAGAAAAAGAAUCGGAAAAUAAGGAUUUUCAGAUGAACACAUCAAAAGGUUCAAGAGCGAGCACUGCAGAACUCUCGAGGAAAUCUGUUGAUGGAAUUGAAGAGAAACAAGAUACCGAUAAAGAGGUGAAAACCGAUGCAGACAGUUUGAAAUCCAAGGGAAGUUGUAAGGAUUUAGAAAAUGAAAGCAAAGAAGAAAAUGACACCAAGGAACAGAUUAGUCAAUCACCAAAAAACUCAUCAAUGAAGUCUGGAAAGUCUUCACCAGCAAAAUCUCCAACUGAAGACAAAGGAUUAGUCCUUCAAAUAGACCAAGCAGGGGAAGAUCCUAUUGUGGCUGACACAAGCACUCCAGUAGAAGCUGUACCAAUUGACAAGAAUGAGGUUCAAGAAGAAUCCAAAGAUGAAGAGGAAAAGGAAACAGAAGGAAAAGAGUUAUCUGUUGAACUUCCACCUGAAAAUAACGGAGGAAGCCCCUCUGAAGAACAUGGAACAUUGAGGCAAGAAUCUCAAAACCAUUCACCCCAACCACAAAAUGAUACACCAAGACCACCUUCGGAAGAAAUUCACGAGAGUGUUGAACCUCCUGUGGAGAAAACGACAAUCUCACCUCAGCAAAACCAACCUGAACUGGAACUGGACCGAACAAGUCCAAGUAGUCCAGACGGAAAGAACGAUUCAGCAAUUUCAUCUUCAUCAUUGAGCCCUGAACAAGAAAUGACUGAAACAGAAAUGGAAAGACAAGGGACUCCUGUUAUAGAGGUGGCAUAG